This is a messenger RNA of Leptopilina boulardi, 2426 nucleotides long. RefSeq names its product beta-1,4-glucuronyltransferase 1-like. The transcript has 6 exons. The record is from RefSeq and is a predicted model, not a curated record. Lineage: Eukaryota; Metazoa; Arthropoda; Insecta; Hymenoptera; Figitidae. Bases 630 to 2099 code for a protein of 489 amino acids.
CAUGCGCAAGGCCUUCUCUUUAUGAAUUUAGUAAUCAAGGUCGAAUUAUAAACAAACGUGUCCCAAAUGAAUUUUGAGACAAAACUAACAUUUUAUGGGUGAAAAGUGAAAUUGUCAAGUACUGCAGAUGUAAAUGUUAUUUAUUAAUUCUCUACCUAUCUGGGUUGUGAUUGUUUUUUAUUUUCUAAUUGAAUACUGUCUCACCAAAUCACUGCCGUGUUAAUUAUUAUUCUUUAAACAUUUUAAAAUUUAUAAUUUUUAUGUGACAAAUGGAAAAAAACAGCUUUUAAUGUGGCAAUGUUUUGAAUUACUGACUUAUAAUGGAAGAUUCAUAAUAUGGUUUAAAAGAACAUUUUGAAACACUAAAAAAAGUAAUUUUAUGUAUUAACAACAGUAUUACGAUUGGCGGAGAAAUUGGGUAAAUAAGUAUUAAAAAAAAAAAAAAAGAAAAAAGAGUAAGAACUCACGUCGUGGAACAAUCUACUAAUAGAAUCGAUACCGCUACGAAGAACAGGCGGUGGCGGUGUUGGAAGAAGAGUAGAAAAAAAGACUAAAAAAAAAAAACUAAAAAACAGAAUUAAAAAAAGAAUUUAAAAAAUUACUUUCUAAAUUAUAAGAAAAUUACUGACAUGUUAGGUGGAACACGGCGUUUAAAUUGGUCCCUUCGUCUUUCAUUGGUUCUUAAUGUUUGUGUUAUUCUUUAUAUCUGUGUUUAUUAUCGUACAACAGCCGGACCCUGGGUAGAUGAAACACCAAGUAAUUGGAGUGUAAAUCAAAUUCAGCCCGUUGCAUUUAUUGAUAAUAUAAAUAUUCCCAAUUCAUCAUUAUCAUCAACUAUUUCCUCUCGAGCCAAAGAGAAACAUGAUAAUUUAGAUGUAAAAAAAAUUUCCGACGAUGAGAAAAUUAAAAAUGGAGAAAAAAAAUUAAAUGACAAUAAUACGGAUCAUCAAAAUGAAACGAUUCGAGUUCGUUCAACAUCUUCACUUGAAGAAGCAAUACCUUGUCGAGAAAAGUCUCUGGAACAUCGAAUAUCACAAAGAGGUGAUUAUUGGGUUCUUUAUAAUUAUGUGCCAAUGAAUAUGUUUGUUCAUUGUUGGGAAACAAUUACAUAUUCGACGCAUGCCGAUUAUACAUUUUUCGAUAAUUUGGAACCACUACUCGAUCGAUGGAGAGCGCCAAUAUCAAUUGCUCUUCAUGCACCUGGUACUGAUUUUCAGCCAACUAUUGAUUCUAUUCAAUAUGCUCGCAGUUGUGGUAGUCCUUUGGUCAGUCAAUUGGUCACCUUUCACAUUUAUUUCAGCAGUAAACAUAUGCCAAAAGCGAUCCCAUCAAGAAGUAAAAUAUUAUCAGAACAAUAUAAUUGCUCAUUGACAGCACCUUGGAUUAAUGUCCCUGUUUCUAAAUUAUAUAAAACUGAUAAAAGAUUACUUUAUCCUGUUAAUUUAGGACGAAACAUUGCACGUGAAUCGGCAUUAACACAUUAUGUACUUGCGAGUGAUAUUGAACUUUAUCCUAGUCCAAAUUUACCUGCCAAAUUUUUAGAAAUGAUACGAAAAAAUAAGCAACCAGCACUUUUGAAACCAAAUCCUAAAGUUUUUGUACUUUCUAUUUUUGAAGUUACUAAAACAGCUCAACCGCCUACUAAUAAAACAGUACUGUUACAAAUGUUAAAAUCUGGACAAGCAAUACCAUUUCAUAAAAAAGUUUGUCCUGGAUGUCACAAUAUUCCAAAAAGUAAAGAAUGGCAAGAUGCACCAGAAACAGAAAAUUUGAAUAUAUUUCAUGUGGGCAAAAGAGCUGGCGUUUUUAUACAUUGGGAACCAAUUUUUAUUGGAACUGAUAAUGAUCCACUUUAUGAUGAAAGACUCAGCUGGGAGGGUAGAAGUGAUAAAAUGACACAGGGUUACGCACUUUGUGUGUUAGAUUAUGAUUUUUUAAUAUUGGACAAUGCUUUUUUAGUACAUCGACCUGGAAUUAAAAUUUAUAAAAAAGAUGCAAGACGCGAUAUGUUAACAGCAAAAACAAAUCAGUUAAUAAGAAAGAUUAUUGUGCCAGAACUAAAAGUUCUUUAUGGUACACGAAAAGGCUGUGCCAUUUGAAAUUUCGAGUAAACUUAUGACUCAACUGUUAUGACAAGUGCCAAAGAAGAGUACUUUUAUAACUGGGCUUUGCAAUUUUACAGAUUUCUAUUUUUAUUACUUGUUUUUUUUUAUUAUUAUUUUCGCAAACUCCAAAACCAAAGUAUUCACCUUUGGUACUGCAGUAUUAAAAUACAAGUGUGAAAGUAUAUAAAUGUAAAUAUUUGGAUGAAUUUAAGGGGAUAAGAUUUUUUACUUACAUGUCUGUACAUAGCCUAUAAUGUUGAAAGCAGGAUUCAAAUGUAGGGAGUUUAAAGCUAAUAAAUUUAUAUAUAUAUUAUAGUUUAA